Molecule: messenger RNA, 3912 nt
Organism: Candidula unifasciata
Lineage: Eukaryota; Metazoa; Mollusca; Gastropoda; Stylommatophora; Geomitridae
Source: the annotation of a GenBank genome assembly
AUGGAGAACAGUGAGGCUGGGGAUUCUACAGACAACUCUUUGAGCACUUCUCUGGGGUUGUCAUUACCUACCCCAACAUCACCACCUGACCAAGCUUCAAUAUGCAUGGACAAGAACAGGGAAUCUCUCAAGAGAAAGUUGAUGCUGAGGAGAUCUGUCACUGAACUGUUAUUUUCUUUUUUGUUUGCAUUGUUAUUAAAAACUCCUCCAGCGUUUGCUGACAAGAUGAGCCUCUGUCUUGUUACUACAGGCGAUUUGCUGCGCCACAAAAUCCAGCAAAGACCAAACAGGCAAUUGCUUGUGCAACAGCACAUUCUUGAAGAUACAAAUAUAGAUCCAUCCUUACAUGAAAGGCAGAGGUUACUGAAACGGUCCCGUCUGCUGGAUGACCUCAAUGAUAAGUUGUCCCACAGACCAGGACCCUUGGAAUUAGUACAAGAAAAUAUUCUGCAACCUUCGCUUGAACUGGUUAACGCAAUCAGAGAUGGAUCAGUUCAGUUUAUGUCAACAAGUGAUACCGAAGACAUGGACCAGUCUGGUCCAUCCUUUACAUUUGUUGACGGUAGUGGAAGUGGUGGUAUUCAAUGUCCGUCAUUUGAUGAAUCAUCAGCACUCUAUGUUGUUAGUAGCCCAAGUCCAGUACCCCAUGAUGAGUGUCUCCCUGUUUCUUCUACAUCAGCUAACAACAUAACAGUACCAGCCACUGUCUGCCCUCAGAUUCCAUUUAUAGUUUCCACUAUGUCUCCACCUGGUUCCGCGGCUGAAGUUCUAAGCAACCACCCUGGGACCAGCAGCAUAGCUUUUAUUUCACUUGAUAAUAAUAAUAACAGCAGCAGUAAUAAUAACAACAGUGGCAGCAAGUCUCGCAUUAAGAAACCAAAACCCAAAGUUGUUCCCAAGUCGAGAAUUAUCAAGUUCCAUGAAUACAAAGGUCCACCCUCAGCUGUGAAGAACCAGCCAUCAAAUACACCUGCAUCAAGCAGCAGCAAUUCCGACGGAGACACACCUUAUAAUAUUAUGUUGCAGCAGCAGCAGCUGUUUUUGCAGCUGCAGUUGCAGUUUCAGCAAAUGCAGCAACAGCAGAGUUCAACCUUGGUACCUGGAGCACAAACAGAUCAAAACUUAGCAUCAUCAGGUAUGAAGUCAGUUGUUGUAAUGUCACCACCUGUGACCCAGCCGAUCCUUGCUGGCAAUACAGCUUUGGUACAGACAAUAUCUUUUCACGAGCCUCAAAUUUACGACACAAACCUGGACCCUCAGCCAAUUAUUAGCAAAAUAGCUGUGUCGCCUAUGACCACAGCUCAGACUUCAACCGGCCAGAUUUUGAAUGCACAAACAGUUUCAACAAGCCAAGCAUCUCUUAUUUUGCCACAAACACGUCCUACACAAUCAGCCCCAAGACAGACUGCCAAGGCACUCACCUCAAUACCAGCAGGUGCUUUGAGUGUACCCAAGUUAACUGGCAAUCUAGAGGAGAUGAAAGUUGCAGAUUUGAAGGCAGAACUGAAAAAACGCUCUUUGCCAGUUUCAGGGUCAAAACCACAACUUAUAGAACGUCUUAAACCUUUCACAGACUCCAGUAGUAGCAUGCCUUCUUCACCAGUGUCUAUUAUCCCCAAGUCAGACUCAAGACCAUCAUCACGUAUGUCUACACCUCUGCAGUUCAGUCAGGCACCGGUUGCCAGUGCACCAAGUAACAGUUACGCCAAUGUUGUUUCCAUUACACAGUCUAAUACUUCAGCACCAGCUGCAUCUUUUGUGAACACCUCAUCUCAGAACAGUAGUAGCAGAUCGGCUCCUAGUUUUUCACUGCUGUCUAGGGCCACAAAACAGGAUAGAACAAUUGUUAGUGUCAAACCAUUUAUUAAAGAUGAGUUAGUAACCUCUACAACCAUUUCUUUACCAAGUUCUCCUCAAACUUUGAUGACCACCAAUUCUGGCACUGUAAAAACUAUCAUCAGUCCAGUGCACAAAGUCAGUUCGGCACCAGCGCUGUUGAAACCAGCUGUCCCCAGUUCCAAAAACCUUAGAUUUGCAGAUGCAACCCAAAAAACGUUUCCUUAUGGUGAACAGGACAGUGUUUCUGAGACUUUGAAUCCCCAAGCAUUAGCUUCAGUGACUACAGAGACUUCACAGCCAACAUCUGCUGGGAUGAUGCAGAUGGAAGUAACAUCAUCGGCUUCGGUUCUUCAAUUGCAGCAGCUUCAGCAGUUGCAUAUGCUGCAGCAUCUACAACAACAGCUUAUGCAGCAGACGCAGACACAGCAGCAGCAGUUUCCACAUCAAAUAUUCCAAGAGCAAUCACCGUCUUCAUCUGUUCAGUUGACAGAAAGCGACCACAUGGUUUUGGCUCAAGCAAAACAGAUUGAAGAACUACAGAGACAGUUGCAAGAAUCGCACCAAAGGCUGGAGUUAAAUCAGCAGCAUCAUGAACAGCAGCUGAUGCAGGUUCAUAUGCCAUCCGAUUUUGCGCAACAGCAACAACAGCAACCAUCUCCUGUUAUGCAGCACCAGCGUGAACCAGUAUCUCUUGGUUUCAAUGAUCCUUCUGGGCAACCGCCACCCACUGUUUUAUCAGGUCCAUCAACAUCAAAGUCACAGAGGUCAGACGAUCAAGCCAUGGUGUUUACAGAUCUUCCUACCACUGAUGCACCACCAGAUUACAAAAGUGGUAUUGUAUCUAGAACAACAUCAGUGCCGCCAUCGUCACUGGACACAAACCAACAAAAACUGAAUAUUCAUCGUUGUUCUUCUGCUCCUUACAUCAGUGGACAACUGAAAGAGCCACCUUAUUACCAUGAAGCUAUCAGGCAGAAACAGCAGCAGAUGGGCAAUAUGAAGAAUAGCACUACUAGCCUGCACUCGCCAACAAGCUGCUUGAACCUGCAACAGGUUGCUCCUGACUGUAAAUCACAAGCUAUGGAUGAUGUCCUGGAGAUUCUUAUCAGACAUGGAGAACUUCCUCCAAAUGCAGCAACUGAGGCUUUCCCAUCAUCUGAACAGACUCGUGUAAGAACUUUGCCACAGACAAGUGCAGCCACAACAUUCAUAAGCUCACCCCCAAGUUUACCAAAAUCAUCAUCAAAAACACCUGUAUCUGUCACAAUGAGUAAUGACCAAACGAGUUCCUACCCAUCCUCUGGAUCACCCGUCACCUCUACCACUAGAAGUAUGACAAGUCAGCAACAUAACCAACCCAGCACCAGCAGGAUUGACUCCAGCAACCCCAUUCUCACUUUGGAACACCCUGACAUUUUUAACACAGCUUUACUGAACGACACACAGUUCUCAUCAUCAAAGAUUCAUGGUGAUGCUGCACCGUCCUCUCCUUUGAUGAAUGAAGAUACAUCCAGCUCAGUUUUUGGAGAAUUUCCAGACUGGGGAGACAUGAUUCCUUCUGCUGAUUUGUCAGCUAUGGACUUUUCUGUGGAGUUUGGUUUUGACCAGUUGUAUUUGGGAGAUCCAGACCGCAGUUUAGAUACUAAUAUAUGUCAGGACAAUCAGUUCAGUCAGGAACAGACCACAUCCAGACUUGACACUUCAUCUGGUUUAAAUACAACACACUUAAAUAAUGCACCACACAGUCACAGUGACAACAGCAGCACCACCAACAUGUAUAUGCAUGGCUUGGAACCUCACUCCAGUCUUGACCAACAUGGACAUUGUAAUGAAACUCUGACUGCUUCAAAUCAAAUGGACACAUCAGAAUGGCUUGAUGCCUUGAUGCCCGAUUCAAAUGUUAAUCGAAUGAAUACAGAAUUAGCGAAUAAACCAAGCAGUGCCUCUUUCACAACUAAUUCCUAUAUGAUACCUCACUUCCAGCAGGAGAGGUUUGAUAACUAUAGUGAUUCAGGUGUUAUUCAAUCUCCUGUGGGCUGGGAGCAGCUGAUCAAUCCAGGAACAGGCAGUUAG